CCAAAGCCCGUCCGUUACUGUUUUUUCUUCUCCAUAUUUCCCGAAGCGGCUGGCUGCAAAUAUAAAGAAGAAGAAGAAAACAAGAGAGCAGUGCCCUCCCCCAACUCCGGCGGCAACCCCCGGCGAGCCCCGCUGCCGCAUGGGGUGGGAGACACAGAUCGGAAGCGUAGGCAGUCUGAGGGCUUGAGGUGAAUAAGCAACAAGAAACGCCGACAAAAAGCUCCAGCCCAGCAUCACCUAUGGUGAUAGCAUCUGGAGUCAUCGACAGGGGGCACCUGUCCCCGUUCAGCGGCCCGACGGCCGACUCCUCAUCCUCGUUCUUCUCUGAGGAUCUCGUCGUCCCACCAGAGAGGCAGGUUGGUUUCUGGAAAUCGGAGUCAAUGGUGGAUCAGAGAGGGAGCAACUCAGCUUUUGCUUCUCAACUUGAAAAGAUACACCCAAUGGGAGCAAAUCCAGAAGGCGAUCUGGAACGUUCAAGAGGUCAAGGCUUUGGGGGCCUAGAUAUCCUUCGCAUAGGUAAACUGACGGGGCAAGGAAAUGGUUUGACUUUACCAUCGAUGUCCUGGGGUGAUAUGAUCACGACUCCUGGAUCUAGGCUUGGCUCGUCUGCGAGAGAGACGGAUAUUGCUGAAACAGCUAGUGGCAACUCGAGAAUAAGGGCACAUGGUGUUCAUGGUCAGUCUGCUGAUACACUUGGCUUCAUCUGUGAGGGAGAUGAAUCUCUAGGGUCCAUGGAAGAAGUUGAAGCUCAAACUAUUGGUGAUCUUCUACCAACCGAUGAUGAUUUGAUAUCGGGCGUUGUCGAUGGCUUUGAUUUUGCUGGCCUGUCCAUCAACCAGGAUGAUGCCGAUGAAGAUAUAUUCGGCACUGGAGGAGGGAUGGAGCUUGAGAGUGAUGAUUCCAUUAGUAAAGUUGCAAAAAAUCGGGAAGGAUCCUUGAAGUGCCAAUUUUCUGGCGAGGAUUAUGUCAAUAAAUGCCCUUCAAGGACUCUUUUUAUCAGAAACAUUAACGCAAGCAUUGUCGAUUCUGAGCUAAGAGCUCUAUUUCAGCAAUAUGGGGACGUACAUAAGCUCUACACCUGCAAGGACCGUGGGUAUGUAAUAGUGUCUUACUAUGACAUAAGAGCUGCCCAAAAUGCAAUGAGAGCACUCCAUGACAAGCCUCUGGGGUUGAUGAAGCUUGAUGUACAAUUCUCCAUUCAUAAGGAAAAUAUAUUUUCUCCAGUUAGCCCGCAACUGGACAGAUCACCCCGUGGCAUCUGUACAAGUGGUCCUCAGAAGUUGUCAUCGCCUAUCAGAAUAGAACCUACGCAUCAGUACAAUAAUCAAGCUGCUAUUAAUGAACUUGGUGGGUCACUUGGUCAAGGAAACAUUGGACGUGGAAUGCAUAUGUUCCACCCACACUCACUGCCGGAGUGUCACAAUAGCAUCUGUAAUAGCUCCGAGUCUAUGACAUCAAGUGGCAGGAGGGCUAGUUUUAGAGGAGAUGGAGUGGAUUACAGUCAUCUCCAGAAAGUGGGUUCCGAUAGCCUCCAUGGGCGUUCCUUCAAUCAGUAUACUGGAGGAAUUGGAGUUGCCGGAGUUGGAAGUUUCCCCCUUCAUGGACAGCACUACAGUAGGAAUCAUUCAAAUGGUUUUCCUCAAAGCCCCUCCCCUCCCAUGAUGUGGUCGAAUCCGCAGCACCCAGCGCGCAUGCAUGGUUAUCCCGGUGUGCCACCACACACACUGAACACUAGACACCACAUGGGUUCGGCUCCGAGCAACGGAGGCAGUUUUGAAAACGUGUGCUCUGUUCAUCCAGGGUCUCUUGGAAGCGUAGGGUUCCCUGGUAGCCCUCAGCUGUAUCCAUCAGACCUUGGUGUCUUUCCACCUGCCAGAGGAAAUCACAGGGAGACCAUGUUCUCUCCUGCUGGUGCUGGAUUUCCAUCGCUGCGACAAAUGUGCCAUGCAGUCAACGGAAGGAACCCUAUGGUCCAGGUUUCCGCUUCGUAUGAUGCUACGAAUGACCGCAUGAGGAGCCACAGACACGGUGGAAACAGUGUUCAGCCAGAAAACAAGAGGCAGUUUGAGCUCGACAUUGACCGCAUAGCGAAGGGCGAAGACUCGCGCACUACGCUGAUGAUCAAGAACAUUCCUAACAAGUAUAACUGUAAACUUCUUCUGGCCGUCAUCGACGAGAACCACCGCGGAACCUAUGAUUUCGUGUACCUUCCGAUUGACUUCAAGAAUAAAUGCAACGUGGGGUAUGCUUUCAUCAACAUGACUGAUCCGCAGCACAUAAUUCCAUUUUACAAGACGUUUAAUGGCAAGAGAUGGGAAAAGUUCAACAGCGAAAAGGUGGCGUCUCUUGCGUAUGGCAGAAUCCAGGGCAGGAGCGAUUUGAUCUCCCAUUUCCGGAAUUCUAGUCUGAUGACCGAAGACAAAUGGUGUCGUCCUAUACUUUUCCACAAGGACGGACCAAAUGCAGGGGAUCAGGAACCUUUCCCCGUGGGGAACAACAUUCGUCCUAGGACUCUCCGAAACAGGCCGCUCCAUAGCUCGGAUACUAGAGCCGGCGACGCGAGCCUGUCAACCUCACCUAACCAAGAGAACUCAAGCCGCGGAGCGAACGCGGUGGAGGGUGAGGACCCGCACUAACCGGGGACUGGAGAAAGCUGCAAUAAACCGGUGUCCCCAGUUUUGCUAUUUAUUUUUCUCCUUGGCAAUGUCGGGGCGGUUUCGCCCCUUUUAGUUUGGAGAGGAGCUCAGAUAUGGCGACAAGGCGCAAGAAGAGGUGGUGAUGUGUGUUUUGGGCUGUGCUGGAACGAAACUUGUAUAGUGGAGCUGUGAGGGGGUGUUUUGAAUGUUAUUUGACCUGAAUGUAUGGAAAACUUUGCUCGUUUUUGCACAGAUUA
Lolium perenne is the source of this 2893-nucleotide messenger RNA. RefSeq names its product protein MEI2-like 3. Gene Ontology annotation, molecular function: RNA binding. The record is from RefSeq and is a predicted model, not a curated record. Lineage: Eukaryota; Viridiplantae; Streptophyta; Magnoliopsida; Poales; Poaceae.